Molecule: messenger RNA, 3038 nt
Organism: Bombus huntii
Lineage: Eukaryota; Metazoa; Arthropoda; Insecta; Hymenoptera; Apidae
Gene: pins
Product: G-protein-signaling modulator 2
Exons: 8
Coding region: 297-2129 (610 amino acids)
Molecular function (GO): GTPase regulator activity; protein binding
Source: RefSeq, a predicted model, not a curated record
AAUUUUCGGUCAGUUGCAUUUGGAAACUGCGGCGAGUGGUUACGGGGUUGGAGGGAAAAGUGAUGCGCGUUUUACUCGCGAGAAGCACGCGAAUGUGAUUAUUGCAAAGAAAUAAUAAAAUCGCAGUACCAAAAACAGCAAUAGCACGAUGCGUGAGAAAUUGUGCACGUCGAAUUACUGUCGUAACCCGAAUAAUCGCUUACCGCGUACGUAAGACUCGCUGUUAUUUACGGUCGUGGAACUUCAAGGAUCGAUUGUUAAUUUACAAGGGGAGAACGAAAACGAAAGGGAGCACAAUGUCUCUGAGUGCGAGUGCGGAAAAUUUAACAUCAGAAGGGCAAAAUAGUGAAAGGUGGAAUAUGUGCCUUGAAUUGGCGCUUGAGGGUGAACGUCUGUGUAAGGCUGGAGAUUGUAAAUCUGGGGUAGCAUUCUUUCAAGCUGCAAUUCAAGCUGGUACAGAUGACUUAAGGAUCUUAAGUGCAAUUUACAGCCAAUUAGGAAAUGCUUAUUUUUACCUUGGAGACUAUGUGAAAGCAAUGCAAUAUCAUAAAUUGGAUUUGACAUUAGCACGUAACAUGGGAGACAAAUUAGGAGAAGCAAAGUCUAGUGGAAACUUGGGAAAUACAUUGAAAGUCAUGGGAAAGUUUGAUGAGGCUAUGAUUUGUUGCAAGAGACACUUGGAAAUUUCAAGAGAAAUUGGAGACAAGCUAAGCGAAGGAAGAGCUUUAUACAAUUUGGGGAAUGUCUAUCAUGCUAAAGGUAAACAGGCGGGUAGAGUAGGUCAUCAAGAUCCUGGGGAAUUUUCUGAGGAUGUCAGACAAUGUUUACAACAAGCUGUACACUAUUAUGAAGAAAACUUAGAAUUAAUGAAGGAAUUGGAAGAUUCUGCUGCUCAAGGUAGAGCUUGUGGAAAUUUAGGAAAUACAUUUUAUCUUCUUGGCGAUUUUCAACAAGCAAUUUAUUAUCACAAUGAAAGAUUAAAGAUUGCCAGAGAAUUCGGUGAUAAAGCUGCUGAGAGGAGGGCAAACAGUAAUCUAGGAAAUUCACAUAUAUUUCUUGGUGAAUUUGAGAAAGCUGCACAACAUUAUAAGAGAACUCUCGUCCUUGCACAAGAGUUAGGAGAUAGAGAAGUAGAAGCACAGGCAUGCUAUUCCCUAGGAAAUACGUAUACUCUAUUGCGAGAUUAUCCAACUGCAAUAGAAUACCAUUUGUGGCACCUUGAAAUAGCACAACAGCUUAAAGAUCGUGUAGGUGAAGGCCGUGCCUGCUGGUCUUUGGGAAACGCAUAUGCUGCAAUGGGUAACCAUGAAAAAGCACUACAUUAUGCCAAUCUACAUCUAACCAUUUCCAAAGAAUUGGAAGAUCCAAUGGGACAAGCUACUGCACAAAUGAAUGUCGAUGAUUUACAAAAGAUUCUGGGUUUGGAAAAAGGGCAGCAAGAGAACAAUAAAGAAAAUAUUGCACAAAAACUAUCGACCAAUACUGGUGCAAAUGUUAAUAUAUCUUCACCAUGUAGAUAUAGACUUAGACGACAAAGCAUGGAUAAUCUCGAUCUCAUUAAGCUCACACCGGACGCAAAACUAAAAGAGCAAGCUGAAUCUCAAAUAGAUAAAAGUAAUAACACAACACCACAACUUACUCAAAAAGAAGAAGAUAGUUUCUUUGAUCUUCUAUCUCGUUUUCAAUCUGGUAGAAUGGAUGAUCAACGUUGUGCAUUGAAUAUAAAUCGCAAUCCGAAGUUUAGAACGAUAACACCUGAGGUUUGCGAGUCGGAAGAUAAGGAUGGAGAAGAUUUACUAGAACUGAUUGCUGGAAUGCAAAGUAAAAGAAUGGAUGAGCAACGAGUGACGCUGCCUUACUUACCUGGCCUAAACAGUAAUCAAGAUUCCGACGAUUCCUUUAUCGAGAUGUUGGUUAGGUGCCAGGGUUCGCGUUUAGAAGAUCAGCGAAGCCCUUUACCAGCAGCAUCAACGGUGCACGAUGCUGAAGAGGAACACAACCAAAGAUCUAAUGGGACUACUCAAGCAGGGUCGACAGUGCCUGAGGAGGAUCUUUUCGCUUUAAUACAAAGACUUCAGGCCGGACGAAUGGAAGAUCAAAGAGCCUCUGGUCCUGGCAAAACCUGUUAAAGCAUUAAUAUAUAUAAUUGUGGGAAAUCUCAUGGUAAUGAACCUGCUUGAAAUUCUACGAUUCGUUCCACGCAAUUUCUCGUUGUCUUCUUUUAUGAUUUACGAAACAAUCAAUGCUUAAUUUAUGGAUUCCGCUCAUAGCCUAUGAAAUCAUUGUACAAGUAUGAUUCAGACUUUAGGAAACUGCAAGGUACUAUUAUACCGUCCACUGACAUUGGUUCUUCACUUUAUACGUAGAACAACGUAACGAUACCGUAUUGUUACGAUCAUAGCAUACUGAUUUUGCUAAGCUGAAAAGACUUUUUUUAGCUGCUUGAGUAUCCAUAGUAUGGUGCCAAAUUCUGUAUAUACGAACCUAUGUUGUUCGUGUAACCAAUCAGGAAAUGUUGCACGACAUUAAAUAGAAAUUAACUUUGUAUUAAUAUUUUUGAGAUGCAAGAGUAUUUGUUUUUUAGCUGCGAUUAGAAAGUGACUAAAUAAUUCACGAUAAAAAAAUUAAAUUGAUAACAUUAUAAACACUGCCAGGUUGAGUGUUUGAGUCAUGCAUUUCUUCAAAGAACUUAAAAUGUUAAUCAUGAGCACGGAACGAUGAAGAUUUAUCAAUCCUGGCAUUAUUUUUUCCAUAUUCAGUAUUGUAUAAUUAGAUAUCAAUUAUUUUCGUGAAUUGCGAGGUACUACGUGAUAAAAUUGGUGCCAAAAAGAAUUGAUCUGUUGGAAUCUGAAUAUAUAGUAUAAAAAAGAAAGAAGAAAUUGUUGGUCUUCGUUGUUUGUCUAUUUUUCUGUAUUCACUGUUUUCCCUAUUAUAUAUUGAUAAAUGCAUGUGAAUUAAUCGAAGUUUGUAACACGUAUAAUUAUAAUAAUUUAUAACCAAUGUUACCACUUCUAUUAAUUAUAUGAUGUUGUAACCAG